AUAAGAACUAAUGUUGCGCUUCAGGGUCCAGUGACCGAAGAAAUCACAUUUCGGUGCUGCUGUGUUUCCUUGCUGAAAGGUUGUGUAUCGCCAUCAAUGGCGAUCAUAGUUGGUCCGUUACCGUUCGCAUGCAGCCACCUUCAUCAUAUUGGUGAUGACCGACGUCGAGGUUUCACACCGUCACAAGCGAUUGCGAGAAGGGGCUUUCAACUCGUCUACACGUACUUGUUCGGAGCGUACGCCACGUAUCUUUUCCUGAAAAGCGGACACGCUUUUGCUCCAAUCGUGACACAUGCAGUGUGCAACUGCUUGGGGCUGCCAUUGUUUAACGAGAUCGGUACGUUCUCUAAGCGGUGGCAACGUGUUCUGCUUUGGACGGCAUACGCAUCUGGAAUGUGCGGCUUCAUUUUCCUGCUUGGACCAUUAACGAGACCAGAACUCUAUCAGAAUUGGUGA
Messenger RNA from Ostertagia ostertagi, 456 nucleotides. The record is from the annotation of a GenBank genome assembly. Lineage: Eukaryota; Metazoa; Nematoda; Chromadorea; Rhabditida; Trichostrongylidae.